AUGGCUGCUCCACCAACCCAGUUGCUUCCUUUAGAACUCAUCGACAAGUGUGUCGGCUCAAAAAUAUGGGUCGUCAUGAAAGGUGACAAAGAGUUCAGCGGUACGCUCUUGGGGUUCGACGACUACGUCAACAUGGUUCUUGAGGACGUCACUGAAUUUGACUACUCCGGCAACCACACCAAACUUCCCAAGAUUCUCCUGAACGGAAACAACAUUUGCAUGGUAAAUAACGAUGCCCUUUGGUCCACUACUUAA
Parascedosporium putredinis is the source of this 255-nucleotide messenger RNA. Lineage: Eukaryota; Fungi; Ascomycota; Sordariomycetes; Microascales; Microascaceae. The record is from the annotation of a GenBank genome assembly.